AUGAGUUCGAACAAUAUUGCAAAGAUCGGCUCCAAAAACAAACCUGACAAUGACAAGGUCCUAGAUCCUCAUGAAGAAGUCUUUGAACCUCAUGAGGAAGUUUCCGACGAUUCCGAAAUGACAGGAAAGGCCUCUCCUUUUGUAUAUACGCUCGUUGUCUGUGUAUGUAUUGGUGGUUUUUUGUUUGGCUAUGAUACCGGUGUCAUUUCGGGAGCUUUGACGCUUCUUCAACAAGAUUUUAAUAUGAGCAGUGUGCAAAAAGAGCUUGUCGUUGGUGGUACUACUUUUGGUGCUAUUUUCGGUGGUUUCUUUUCUGGUAUUAUUCUUGUUAUUGCGUCUUCCUUGAUUUUUAUUGCGGGUGCACUGAUUCUUGCCUUGGCUCGCAAUUAUGGUGUGCUCUUGUUUGGCAGAGUUGUUGUUGGUCUAGGUGUCGGUAUUGCUUCCAUGAUUGUUCCUGUCUAUGUUAGUGAAUUGUCUCCUAAAUACAUGAGAGGACGACUUAACACUUUAAACACACUUGUGUUAACAUUUGGCCAAGUUGUUGCUUAUGUCAUGAACAUUGCAUUUGCUUCUGUUCCUAAUGGCUGGCGUUACAUGUUUGGUAUUGCUGGUAUUCCAGCUCUCUUUCAAUUCAUCAUCAUGCCUUUCUUGCCUGAAUCUCCUCGUCGCUUGGUAGCUAUUGGCAAAAUGGAAGAAGCCAAGCGUGCUAUUCGUAAAGUCUAUGGUAAUUCUGUCACUGAUGUCUUUAUUGAACGCGAAGUAAAAAUGAUUGAUAAUGAUAUCCAUACCUGUCGCUCUGGCUCAUUUCGUGAUUUCGUACACAGGGACAACUUUAUGCCUUUGAUUAUUGCCUGUAUUUUGCAAGCCGCACAACAACUCUCAGGUUUUAAUGCAGCCAUGUAUUAUGCAGCUACUAUUCUUCAAAUGGCUGGGUUUAGAAGCAACGAAGGAUCUACAAGUGUGGCCAUUAUUGUUGCUGGAACAAACAUGGUGUUUACUGCUGUAGCUAUCUCUGUGAUUGAUAAAGUAGGACGUAGAAAAAUGCUCUUGUUUACCAUGAUUGUCAUGAUUGCAGGUCUGAUCGCGUUAGGUGCUACAUUUGCUGCUCAGCAAGGAUUUGUGACACAGCAAUCUACAUGCGCUGGAUACAUUACAAACUGUGCUCGCUGUGUCCUUGAUGACCGAUGUGGAUGGUCUAUCUCUCAAGAUACAUGUAUAGCCAAGACGAGUAACAGUCUCGCUGACAUUCUCAAUACAGCAUCAGGAUGUCCUAUUCAGCCUCGCGAUAAAGCAAUCACUGGUGUUCUGUUGACCUUUUUGAUCGUUUAUGUUGCCAGCUAUGCUCUUGGUCUCGGCUAUAUCCCUUGGUUAGCUCAAUCAGAAAUGUUUCCUAUGUCUAUACGUGGUAAAGCCAAUGGUGUUGCCACUGCCGUCAAUUGGAUCUGUAAUUUGAUCGUGUCUACUACUUUCUUAUCCAUGACUGAAGCUAUGACUACAGCGGGCACUUUUUGGUUUUAUGCUGGUAUAUCUAUUGUGUUAUGGGCUUUCUUGAUUCGAUUAAUGCCUGAGACAUCUGGAAAGACGCUAGAAGAGAUCCAUGAAUACUUCCUCAAAAUUUAG
Gilbertella persicaria is the source of this 1620-nucleotide messenger RNA. RefSeq names its product general substrate transporter. Gene Ontology annotation, molecular function: myo-inositol:proton symporter activity. Gene Ontology annotation, cellular component: membrane. The record is from RefSeq and is a predicted model, not a curated record. Gene Ontology annotation, biological process: transmembrane transport. The transcript is spliced from 4 exons. The coding region runs from base 1 to 1620 and encodes 539 amino acids. Lineage: Eukaryota; Fungi; Mucoromycota; Mucoromycetes; Mucorales; Choanephoraceae.